CUUACCUCAGCACUAAAGAACCACUCAGUCACUUCAUCACCAGAUGGCCAACCUAUUGCGUCACUAUCAACUGCAGGUGGCUUAGACCUGAAUUUUACAACGUCACCGACACCACCAAGAAAUGUUAAGAUAACGGCUGGCUUGUAUGGUCUAGUACAUCCUAGUUAUUUGUCGGGAAAAAGAGAGACCUCCUUGACCAAGGUAGGUAGGUAGGGUUAAAGAAAACGUUUGUAGAAACGAAGUAUGUUUAACAAAUAUAUUAAGUAAAAUUCUACUAGCCCUCUAUCUGACAAAUCCAACUUUCUGGUUGACGAACGUAUGUGUUUUCCAUGAGCAAGAGAGAAUAAUCUAGUUCUUAGUAGAACCCAACUAGGAUACUGAGACCAAUUCUGCUAUCUGAUUGGCUAUCGCACUUCCUAUAAAAAGUGGGUUUAAACCAAAAAAUCGGAAGAAAGAGAUCUUAAAUUCUAUUAAAUUAUACACAUGAUGCAAAUUACUUGACGAAUUUGAUUAAAACAGUUAGAAAUAUUCACUCUCAGUAGUUGGGCAGAAAUGCACAGAAGCAGGUUGUAUUAUAACAAGACCUUCGGCACGAACAUCCUUGUGUUACCUGCUGUAGUAAACUUAACAUGCAAAUGGUAAACGGCUCAGCUUGUACUAUUGAGUGUUAGUAAAAUCCAACUAGUGGUCUAUUAUCAAUGCUGCGUUCUGAUUGGAUGAGCUACUACCAGGCUAUAUAGCCCACUAGUAGCGAAAAGCCCCGGCUUUGAAAACCAAAACAAUGGGGGGAUGAAUCGCGUUUUUCAAGCUAAAGUUGUUUUGCUUCGAAAUUUUUGACCAACUAGUUGGAUUUUACUAAAACAAUUAUUCCUCUCGCCUCAUGGCCUCUGAGUCAAUAGCCCAUUCGGCCUUCGGCCUCAUGGGCUAUUAACUGAGAGCCCAUUCGGGCUCGAGGAAUAAUUGUUAAAUAGUUGCACGAAGAGGUUGCUAAGCAAGAAAGAAGCGUAGUGCGACUAUAGCUUCUUUCAAUUCGUGCUUAGAAAUCCUCCCAAGUGCAACUAUAACUAAUUUCUUUGCGUGAUUUUUUCAUUUACACCAAACUAACGAAUGUAUGGCCGGUCUGUGCAGUCAGAGGAUAAUAUUGGUGCCAAGUCUAUAGAUGCAAGGAAAACUGAGAUCGUCAGAAAGGUAAGUGUGGCGCGAAAUCAAGCAUUUUUCUACGGUUCAUGUCAGGUUGGUAAAUAGUUCUUCUUGCAAUAUGUAGUAAGAGCAUGUUGAAGAAGGCGCCCACUAUUUUUAUCGCGCAUAUUUUCUGCACAUCCCAAGAAGUCGCGGGGGAAACGAGAGAAAUGUGCAACACGCGGGACUUGUUCAAAUGAGGGUGGCGGAAGUUCUGGUUAUUUCUUGUGGAAAAGAUGCGUCGUUUUUUUCAACAAAUGAAGUAUUAAUUUCUAUUAACCUUUGCCAGAUCUCUCAUUUAGAGUAACUCGCUCCUCGCCGCUAGGGUCGUUUCGGCAAGGGGUGAGAAGACUCGGAGAGACGGCAGUACACUUCCAAAGGCUACAAAUACAGAGUAAGAGAAACAGUUUCUUAUCCACUUGUCCCUCGGACAAGCACUAUAUUAAAUUUGUAUUUUGUCAAGUAUGAGGUUUGCUAUAUUUAUGACUAUAAGGAAAAUUUUAAUUCUACUGUAAUUUGAAGUCAAUUUUGAACUGUUUCUGGUUUUUUUUUCUAAUUAAAAAUUGAAAAUGUGCUUGUCCAACGGACAAGUUAUGUCAAAGGUUUUCAUGUCCGAACAAAAUUUCUACCCGUCCCGGACAAUCGGACAUAGGUUUUGGCGCUCCCUGAACUAAAGUGGAACGCGGUUUUUCAUACAUUUAUAUGCCAAUACUGUCUCCUUAUAAUAAAUUUUGAAAAAAAACCUUUUAAAUCAGUGAUUUUCACAGUCAAUCGCUUCGUUUCUUAUUUGUCAAACUCCCUUGGCCCUGAGCUUAGUUACAUGUGUUUAGUUGAAUGUUUGUAAGCUUUAAACUGAAAAGAUUAUAAUUUGACACUUCUCUAUCAAAAGAAAAAUCCCAAGCCUCAGGAGCAACAACCGGUAAGAAAACCAUUGUUCUUUUAAUGAUUCCACAAAAAGUCUACUUGUUCUUUUGUUCCUAUCAGGCUGAAUAGCUACAAGUAUAUAACAAUGGCAAUUUUUAUGACAAAACUUUCACACGGAUUUUCCAUUUAUGGAAAUUCUAAGGCUCAACGAAUUUCAGCAGGAGACAAAAUUCUUUUCCCGGUUAGGCGGGCUGAGAUUUCACAGGAGUCGAUCGGCUCCUGGAUUUCAGCUUCGCUUCCGGACCAAAUCUUCUUAGAAAAAAUUUGCAUUAUAUCAUGAAUACAGUACAGCCCGGAUAUCCUGACCAAUGGCUGAAUUGUUGUCAUUAACUUGGGCGUGUGCAAUCAGCUGCGAACUGCUGAGCAUUAAAUGUGAAAUACCUUUAUUGUAAAUUUUCCCGCAAGGUUUUAAACAAUUUUAAAGUUUAGACUGAAAUUUGCAAUGUAAUAGCAAAGAAAUUUCAGCCCGGAGGGCUAGACAAAACUUCACUUUGGGAUAGAAUUCACCAUCUUGUUGGUCCUUUGAAUUCAAAACAAAUUGAUUGUCACCAAGAGCCAUACUUUGUUCUCAUCCCUUGCUACUAAUACACCACCCCCUUUUGAUAGAAACUUACCCGAAUUUUUUAGGAUUUCUUUUCGCAAAUAACUGCGAUGUUCUUCCUCGAAUUUUCUUCUUUUAUACCUCACUCAUUCUUUAAAUAUUCCCUAUACCCUUUUUUAGCUCUGUGACUUAGAGAAGAUUCAAUAAGUUGCUAGUGUCAUUAAGUGGAAAAAAAAACUAAUUUCAGUUUUCUCUGCUUAACUCGUGUCUUCAUUUCUUUUGGACUGCAGAAGAAUUCCCCUCACAAACGUCCCCAAAUGAUCGCAGGC
Molecule: messenger RNA, 2973 nt
Organism: Porites lobata
Lineage: Eukaryota; Metazoa; Cnidaria; Anthozoa; Scleractinia; Poritidae
Source: the annotation of a GenBank genome assembly